Messenger RNA from Symbiodinium sp. CCMP2592, 3901 nucleotides. NCBI's taxonomy places the organism in Eukaryota, Dinophyceae, Suessiales, Symbiodiniaceae. The record is from the annotation of a GenBank genome assembly.
AUGGCAGACGUUCCUGUGCCGGAGACCACUGCAGAAGAAGAGUUCGAGCUUUUUGGUCCAGGACCAGCUGCGGCAGCGCAUGAAGCGGCUGCUCAGCAGGGAGCGAAUCCGUUUGCUCCUGUCCAUGGUCCGGCUCCUGCUCCUACGCAAGCACAGCCUUCAGAACCAGCGGCGGGUUCGCCGACUGGUACUACUGUGCCUCCUGUGCAAAGUCCAAAGGCGUCGGCUCCACCUGUUCAGAGUCCGAAGGCUGCUGCUCCGAGUAGCAGCUCUGGUUCUGCAGGUUUUACGCCUGAGCAGAUGCCUGGAUUCAUGAUGGAAUUGCUUCGUCAGCAGAGAGAGAUGAUGGCAAUGAACCAGCAGCUCGUUGCGACGAUGCUCCGGAGAAUGGAUCUGGAGGAAGAGAGAAGGAACAAAGCGGAAGAGAAAGUUCUUGAGGCAGCUGAAGCGGCCAAGCAGGCAGCAGAUGCUCCCGCGAGCAGUUCUGCCGCUAGUUCGGCAGCUCCGGCAAGCCGUGCAGAGAAGUAUCUGCCGAACCUUCCGGUGAUAGACCAUCAAGGCAUGGGGAAAGGGCGCAUGAAGGAGGUAGAGACUUGGCACUCCUUUAUGGAGACGCUGAGUUCCUGGCUUGCCCUGCAGGAAGAAGCGUUUGUUCGGGAACUGCAGCUUUGUAUCCCUGUGAAGAAGGAGAUUGUGCAAGCUGACUUGAAUCCCGAGACUGCUUUGAAGUUGUACCAGCACGUUGGGCAUUUGAAGAGGCCCACCGACUUGAUUCGACAUCUUGAGGAUUCGUUUUCGAAGUCUGAAGCGAAGCUGAGCAACUUUCCGGAGCUUCUGCUGUCUGAGGCUGAUCGCUGCUCUGUCCUGUUACAGAGCUUGGGUGCAGAAGUACGUCAGUACGUGGUACUGCACGGGUCCAGCUCGAACUGGGAAGCUCUUCGAAGGACGCUGACUUACUACGAGGAGCAGCUGCGACUGUGUGAGGUCCCUGGGUCUUCGGGCCGAGCCUUGCAGGAGAAGCUUUGCGACUACUGCGGGAAGAAGGGACACACAGCCGACAAGUGUUGGCAGCGCCAAAAGGAAGAACGUGAACGCGGUGAGCCGGAGUCCGAGGCCGAGUCGGGAGGAAGCGCCACAGUGAUGGCGAUGAGGUUUUCCUGUCCUGGGCGUGGUUCUUCGGAGCCCUCUUCUUCGGAACGCCGUGCCCGUAUGUUGAAGUACGGCGACGUAGCUCAUGUCUGCAAGGCCCUCGAGACUACUCCUGGGGACCUGUGGCUAGUUGAUAGUGGAGCCACCUGCCACAUUGUUUCUGACAAACAUCUCUCAGGAUUUCGUGUUGUCAAGAAGUACGACCGAACGGCCAAUCUGUUCAAUGCCUCGGGUGGUGCGAUCGUCGUAUCGGGGGUUGUCGACCUUGAGGUUCACUUUGGUGACGUUUUCCUGAGGUUGGAAGAGGUCUUGGUGGCGGAUGUUGGGUUCAACGUUGUUUCGCCUUGGACCGGGUCGGAACGGGGCUGGAAAACCUAUCUAGCCAAAUCGGGAUCACGAUUGUACAAAGGAAACGGAAAGAAGAGCAUCAAGCUGAUGGGCGCUUCGCGUGCCUGGUGGGCUCUGAGCGGGAGGUCCAAGGGCCGGGGGAAAGAGAAUUCUUCCAGACGCCCCCCGAAAGGGAUCGACGACAUGGAGAUAGAUCAGAUAGAUGCCUUGAAGGACCGCGACCUGCUAGGAUCGAGCAAGGAGUCCACCGCAGGACCCCAGAAGCCUGGAGAAGGAAUCCUGAAGAAAGGAAGAAAGACCUCGGAAGAAGACGAGUCUGGUCGCCACGCUUUGGCUGCCACUCCUUUUGGGUUUCUGCUUCGGGGUCUUAGGGCGGAAGUUGCUCCAAGAGCGCCUGCACCACGGGAGAUUGAGCUUUGUGAUCUUCUAGAAGAGUCUAGUGACGUUAGGCAGGGCGCGGCGAUUGAUUUUAGGAAACAGGUGCAUGCUGGCAUGUCGCUUGAUUUUAGGAAACGGUCGCAUGUUGGCAUGGCUCUUGAUUUUAGGAAACGGUCGCAUGUUGGCAUGGCUCUUGAUUUUAGGAAACAGUCGCAUGUUGGCAUGGUGCUUUGCAUGUUUUUGGCAUGUUUUUCCAUGGUUUUGCGAUGGCAUGUUUUCAUGAGAGACAUGGUUGUGCAAGCGCAGUGGGUUUUUGCUGCUGUGCUCGAGCCUGCUUUUACCCUUACGGCUUUUGCAGAAAGACUCAGAAUACGCCUCUUUUUCCUGCUAUGGGAAACUAUCUGGGCGGAUCAAAGCCAGAAUGCGAGUGCCGGUGCGAAGUGUGCGGAAAGCAGGGGUGCGUCAGACGCAAACCUGCGCACACCCAUCAUUAUUGCUGGGCCUGUAUACAGCACUGGUCGGGGCUGCAAUGGCUACGUGCCCACGACGAGGUUCCAGAUUCGCAGUAUUCUGAGAGCGAUGCUGAUGGUAGCAUUGCAGCUGGUUGGGUCUUGCUCGAUGGCAAGUGAAGAAGACAGACCCUUCAGCCACAAGAGGGUAGGAAAAGGAUUGCGAAAGCAGCUGCCUGAGCUUGAGAAGCAACUGCGUGAGCCUAGGAAGCAACUGCGUGAGCCUAGGAAGCGACUGUGUGAGUCUAGGAAACAGCUGCGUGAACCUAGGAAACCGUGGCAUGUUGGCAUGCUUGGCUUGAUUUUGCAAACGCUGAUGUUGCCGAAUCCGUUUUUCUCUGUGGUGAAGAGAGGUCUCCCUUUGGAGAUCAUAAUGGACGGUGCCAGCGGGGACGAGUUUACCCCGAGUGUUGCUUUGAGCAGCCCAGGCUCUCCUGGGAAUCCGCCUACUCCACCGGCUUUGGAGAGCCCCUCUUUCGAACUACCGGGGGUAGAGCCGCCGGGUGGGGGACCAUCGUCGCCGGUGGCGGUCUACCCGUCGCCAGUGGUGACGGAAGCAGCGGAGGAGAGCGAUGGGGAGGAGAGUUGGGGCACCCAGUGGCCGAAUCCUUCGAAGCGCCUGCGCGCUGGGGGUCCUUCAGAGGUCGAGGGGCCUGUGCCACCGCGGGCUGGAAUCCCGGCGAAUAUCUCGCCGGGCUCGCUGAGCCCUCCUUUUGGUGCGGUUCAGAUGGAUGUGGGAACCCAACUCCUCCUGAGGGCCAUGCGGAAACGCUGGGCCUUGCAAAGGUCUCGUCCGUUGCUCUCGCACUUGGCGGGGAUUCCAGCGAACAUGGAAGAUGCCUACGAUGCCCCAUCCCUGGCGUUCUGUGCGCCAGGACACGCCUUGAGAGCACUUUGCUCUCCGGCGGCGACGAUGCUUGGUCCGAUAGGCCUGCCCGACCUAGAGCAUCCAGCUGCUUGGCUACCAGCCACUCCGGUGAUUCCUGUGACAGCGGCCUAUCCGGAGGAGCCAGUGAGGGCUUCGAGGCCGAAGAUGGUGGAAUCGGAAUCCCAAUGUAUCAUUGGGCAGCAGGAAUGGGAGGUUUGGUUGGGACGUUGCCUAGAGGGCAAGAGCCUGGCAGAGUACGGGCUUCAUAUGGUAGAUUUGGAGUUCGCUGUCAGGGUUACCGAACUUCUGGAGGCUCCACGGGCCGCUCGGGCAGCGUGGAAGCGAAGGUUUCAGGAACCCAACCCUGUGUCUAUGCUCCACUAUAUCUUCCAUUGUCGAGCCGUUUUGCAAACCUAUUUGGCUACGCCUGCUGGAUACAAGGGACUGGUGGGAGGACGUUCGAGUCUGCUCGUAAAGGUGCCCCAGUCGGUCACCUCGCUCGAGCUCAAAACGGCUUGGGCGUUCCUAGAUUCGGGCAUAUAUCUCCGUGUUGCCCGAUAUUACAGGCGAAAACGAGAGGAGGAGCGCCUCCACGAGGCCCGGGAAUCCAUGCGAGCGGCAAGGGCCAAAUCGGCAGCGAUCCCUCAGG